Phytophthora nicotianae INRA-310 is the source of this 1073-nucleotide messenger RNA. RefSeq lists its product as hypothetical. The transcript has a single exon. The annotation marks the transcript as partial. Lineage: Eukaryota; Oomycota; Peronosporomycetes; Peronosporales; Peronosporaceae. The record is from RefSeq and is a predicted model, not a curated record.
GGCACGGCCUACACGUUGGGUCAGACAAGUGCCGGUAAUUGCAACAUGAUGUCGGCACUGGACUUCGCCACCACCGACUACGCCGCUUUGAACGACGAGCAAUGGGACGGUCUCCAGAACUGCGGCCGCUGCGCCGAGGUGUCGUGCGCCGACGACAGGUGUGCCGACCAGACCACGACUGUCGUGGUGCAGAUUCUCGACCGCUGCCCGGAGUGCAAGCACGGUGACCUCGAUCUGUCGCCGUCCGUCUUCAAGACGCUUACCGGAUCCCACCCGUCCCGAUACACGGUCAAAUGGAAGUUCGUGGACUGCCCCGUGUCGGGCAAUGUCAACUACUGCCUCAAGGGCGGUAGCAACAACUACUGGAUGGGUGUCCAGCCGACCAACUGUGCUACGGGUGUCAAGAGUCUGAAGAUCAACGGCCAGGACACGACCAUGCUCGGUUCGGCCUACUACUAUCUGCUGGACGGCGCCAGUCAAGUUCAGACGGACCUCAGCAGCUUGACCAUCUCCAUGACAGACGUGAACGGCAACUCGAUCGAAGACACGGUGUCACUCACUGCCGACUCGUGCACGCAAGGCGCCAACCAGUUCCCUUCGGGUGGAUCGACUUCGCAAUCCUCGCCGAAGCAGAGCACGCCGACGACUACUGCCCCAAAGCCGACCACGGCAGCUCCGACCACGGCGCCGCCUACCCAGGCUCCGACCCAGACGUCGACACCAACGCCGACACAGACUCCGGCUCCUACGACGCAGACGCCUUCCCCCACUACGGUGCGUCCUGCUACUACUGCCCCUGUUACUACUACCCCGCCCGUUGAGCAAGAAAUCUUACCUACUACUGUUCCUGUGUCUACCACUGCACCACCGACGACGACCCCUCCUUCGACAACCGCGCCCAUUGCUACCGUUGCGCCUUCUACUACUGCCCCACCAACUAUCGCUCCUGUGACGCCUUCUCCUGAAUCUUCAUUUACUCAGGACUCGGGAACCGCGAGUGAAAGUGACGACGGCUUCCAGCUCUUCAACGUGACCGGCACGAAGCGCCAUGCGCCGAUCUGUAACUUGUUGAG